This is a messenger RNA of Nilaparvata lugens (brown planthopper), 5946 nucleotides long. It is a transcript of the gene spz3, whose product is annotated as protein spaetzle 3. The coding region runs from base 108 to 1328 and encodes 406 amino acids. Gene Ontology annotation, biological process: regulation of Toll signaling pathway; central nervous system formation; innate immune response. The transcript is spliced from 5 exons. The record is from RefSeq and is a predicted model, not a curated record. Lineage: Eukaryota; Metazoa; Arthropoda; Insecta; Hemiptera; Delphacidae. Gene Ontology annotation, cellular component: extracellular region. Gene Ontology annotation, molecular function: growth factor activity; Toll binding.
GCGCCAGUCAGUCUCUCGACAACGGCCAAGGCGCGAAGGCGCCCUCCGUCCCGCGAGGACCUUGAUUAGUGAGUAUAUUGUGAGCGUAGAACAGUGAUCAAAUCUGCAUGGCGUUACAUCACCACAACUUCACAGCCGCCCCUUUCACCGGAGGCGGCUUCUACUACGGCCCCGGCCCCGCAGGCUACCAUCACCUGCCUCCGGCGCCACCUCCGCCACCGCUGGCCCGUGCCUUCCAGCCUCCUCCGCCCCCGGUCACCGCACCUCCCGCCCCUAGACACGCGCCUCCAGCCCCCAGACACGCACCUCCCGCCCCCACGACACCCCGCUACACGCGCGUCAACGCCGGUUCAGGCUCGAAGACGUCGGUGCACGCCGUCAUCGACUAUGACGACGACUUCGGUGACGAGGAUUACUAUGACGAUGUGGCCGACCCUCGCCGUCGACCGCCCCAGCCGACCGUCACCCCCAUCCAGGGCCCCAUCCUCGUCAAGAACGGCAGUGUCCCCGUCGUGCCUCUUUACUCCUAUCCCACCGUCAACAACGGAUCACUCGUCCAGAUACCGAUUUGGUGGACCGCGCUGUCCCUAGCCUUGGGUCUUGAGAUUCGUGGGGACGUAAUAAGGGGUGUACCCUGCAUAAAACGCUUUCACCAGCUAUUUUGUCCGACAGCUGGCAACAGUUACCCCAUAGAGCGAAUAGAGUUGUUCAUAGACGAGAACAAGGCGCUGAUGAAGCGAAUGUACGGCGAGUUCCAGAUGACGACCGAGUACGGGCCGCCGUCGCGGGAGCUGUUCGAGGGCCAGCGAGGGCAGCGCAAGGCCAGGGGGGCGGCAGCAGACCAAGGGGGCGGCGGGGGCGGCAAGAGCGAAGGAGGCGGCGCCGCCCCCGGAUUGUCGCCUCUCGCCGAGGAGGGCGAGUCUUACUUCGCCAAGCUGAGGCAUACGCGGCAGUCUUUCCGCAACAACCAGUCCUCUGAUACCGGCAGGGUUGAUGCAUGUGAGUCAAAGGUGGAGAUAGUGACUCCAUAUUGGGCCGCUAACAGUGCUGGCAAAAUCAGAGCAAUAGUCAACACGCAGCACUUCGAACAAGCUAUUCACCAAGAAGUCUGUUCGAAAACGCAAACGAAUCGCUGUUCAACCGACUGCGGCUGCGAACAGAAGUACAAGUGGCAUCGGCUGCUCGCCUACGACCCGGACAACGACUGCAAGGGCAUCUUCAUGGACUGGUUCCUGUUCCCCUCCUGCUGUGUGUGCCGCUGCUCACCCAACGCAAACACCAAUGCCAACGCCAACAGUAACAACAACAAUUUCAGGCCCAACAACUAGCCUGCCAACGCCAAGCGAGUCCAGUCAGCAGUUUAGCAGCGAGGGAGUGAAAUCCACUUCAAUCUGUCCGCAUUUUAGAAUCACUUUUUAAUUUGAUAAGGUGACGAAGUUUGGUCUGUAGUCGAAAUGAAUAGGUCUAUUCAUUCUUUGAUAUGACUUAUUAGUGUCUAGUGGCGAAGUUUGGUAUGUAAUUAGAAUGUAUAGGCCUAGGUAUUCAUUCAUUUGUAUGGCUUACUUCGGACUGAUGUUAUGUUACUAACUCAGCCACGUCGAUGUAUUGAUGCUAAAGAGAAUGCAGAUAGUCUGAAGUGGAUAUCACAAUACUGCACUCAGUCACAGAUAAUGGACUACCUAAAGUAUCUACACGGUGUCCCACAAAGAUGUUCACACGUUUAAUUUAAUGUUACGUGCCCAUUAAUGCAGUAAACGUUUUCAAAUUCAGUUUACAAAGUAGGUUCUAAAAAUAUUCUGGGAAAAUUUCAGCUCCCUAAUUUUCGUAGGAACAAAAUGACGGCUUAUUGAAAAUUUUACCAAUUUGCUUCCUGGAAAAACUACUGCCGCCAUUUUGUUUCUACGAAGGUUGGGAAACUGAAAUUUUUCAAGAAUAUUUUUAUAUUUUUAGAGUCUUUAGAUUAUUUUUAGAUAUUUUUGGUGCAUGAAUGGGCACGUAAUAUGAAAUUAAACACGUAAGCCUCUUUGUGGGACACCGUGUUACGUGUAUGUAUAAUCCAAAGUGAAUAUAUAUUCUGGAACAGUAACUAUAGACUAUAUUGAGGUCCACGUUAUAAUGACAGUAUCUGAUAAACAUUGGUAUUGCUAUCCUUGUCUAUCAUUCGACAAAGCAGAUAGCGCUAUCCCUUUCUAGGUCUGCAACGUUGCCAGAUUAACAAUAAUACACAAUUUAACAGAAUAUUUAAUCUCAAUCAUGGAAACUUAUAAUUUGAUAAUCAUUAAAUAUUUUUUCAUGACUAAUAAAAUAUAAUUCAUCAUUUUAAACAAGAAUGAUCAGUUAAUACAGGGGAUGGACUUGGACGCAGACUGCGUCCUCUAAAUUCUGGGGGGGAAGGCUGAAAAUUGGAUCUGGGGGCACAAAAAAGGCCAGCAGUAUAUUUAAAUAACUACUUUGAAGUGACUACAUUAGAAUGACAUUUCUUCGGUUUUCAAUUCAAAGAGGGGGGGUAGCAACUGAAUUUUUAUUAUAUACCGGUUUCAUAUAUCAACUAUCAUCCUCUAUAGAUGGCAGUGGCAGCACCACGCGAAUCAAAAUCGCGCUGUUCUCCUAUAUUUCUCCACUGCCAUUAUAAAGUGGACUUCACUAUUAUAUAGACUGUUAAAACUAAAGUGUAUUACCAGUGACUGAGUUUAGGCCCAAAUCACUGCCCAAGGACUCCAGUCAUUGUGUCUGAAGUUAUGUUUUUGUUCACGUGACCGCGACCAACAACCGAAAAGAAACCCUUUGGUUAUCAUGAGAGUGUUCACGUGUAUCGUCCGAAAAAAAUCUGUGAACACACCCAUAAGAAUCAAUGGUAUUCUUCCUUGGUCGUCGGCUGCAAUCGCAUUAAAGAAAAAACAUACCUCAAGCUGAACUAGACCAGAUGUGCGUGUGUCACGUGUGGUCAUAAGCAUAGUGCUGUUUUUUUACCUAUUUUCAAGUCAAGAAAUACCAUUGAAUGCACGAAGAUUAUAUUUUGGCUCACAACGUGAAGAAUUAGUUAGGUAGGUACCAAAAGCAGGAAACUGAAAAAUAAAACUAAUUUAUUUGUAUUAAUUAUUCUAUUAUGAUGUAAAAUAUUAUGUAGUAUCUAUUGGAAAUAAUUACGAAAGUUUUAUUCCACCAGAAAAUUUUCUAAAGACAUUGUUUUCAAUUUCCAACUUUCACUAGAUGAAUCAUUAUGUAAGCUACAAGUUUCGAUCCAUUACAAAUACUUCUUCAACACUUUAAUCCUAUCAAAGUAUUUUAUAGAUUUUUUUCAAACUCUCAAUUAUAUUCCCACUAGAUUAUUAUGUAAUAUCAAGCAAUUUGUCUGUAUAUAUAUAUUCACAGCAAGCCAUUUCAAUUACUGUAUAGAAAAAAAUCAUAGAUUUAAUAAAUGUUCGCUCUCUAUGAAGUAAUGUUGAUAGCUUGUAAAUAGAUGUAUUUUAUAAGAUUAGAUUACAACGAAUAGUUAUUUCAAGAAAUAAGAAAAUAAAAAUCGAUAGUAAAUUAUUUUUGAGCAAGGAUUUAAAACUUUGAAAAAAAUUUAAACAUCUUUUUUAUAAAAAUCAGAACAUUAAAUUAAUUUUGUCCUAACAAAAAUAUUUCCUAGAUAGAUUUAUGUAUUAUUUCCAGUCCGUCCGGUUAGACUAGUUUCAUUACCAUUUAAAUUAUUGUAAGCAAUAGUAAAUACCAUUGGAACUGUUAAUAUUGAGAAUACACCUUGUGUGAUAUUUCAAAUGUAAAUAUGAAAUGACAGUGUUUAUAAGAGAGGUAUGUUUUUAUAUGAGAAUCUGUAAGUAUACGUGUGAUACCUGUUAGGUCCCUUCACAAAGAUUUUCCAAAUUUAUUCGUGAUAAGACAAAUAAUGGUUUGUCGUUUUUUAAAAUAUUUCAAGAUUUUGAGACUAGUAGUAAUCAUAAUAUCAUGGCUGAAUUUGGUAUUAUUGAUCAAAAGAUUAAAGUGAAUCAUUGAAAAAUUAUUUUUAAAAUCAUAAUAUCUAUUUUUAGCAUUAAUUUUGAAUUAGGUACUGUACUUGAACAAUUUUUAAUUAUUGUAGGCUACCUACCUAUAGAGAGGUCCACGUUAUAAUGGCAGUGUAACAAUGGUAUUGCUAUCUUUGUCUAUCAUUCAACAAAGCGGAUAGCGCUAUCUCUCUCUCGCUUUGCUCUGUUGCCGGAUCAUCUUUUAAAAAUGUAGAAUUAAUAAUUAGGAAAAUAUUUCAUCUUAAUUAAGAAAAUUCAUUAUUAAAUUAUUGGAAAAUAUAAUUUCUUGCUUAAUAAGAUAUAAUUGAUUAUUUUAAACGAGAAUGAACAAUUAAUAUUACAUUAAUAAACCUGUAUCAGCUACCCUCAUGGAGGCAUUGACAAAACAUUGAGGAUCGGCAACGUUGUUCUCUUAUCUUUCUACACUGCCAUUAUAACUUGGACUUUACUAUAGAUUAUAAAAUUAUUUUAUAUGCUGAUGGUACCGGUACGUAUUUAUCUUGAAUCAAAUUGAAGUUUCACUCAUACUUUAAUGUAGAAAGCCCUUAGCCCUUAUCAAGGGACAAUAUUCAAGAUUUAUUCAUUUUGGUGGACUAUAGAAUAUACAGCAAGUAAGCCGAGUAUGAAACUAUAAUAUAUCACAUAAAAUCAACUUAAACAAACUAAUUUUCUUACUGCUGUCGAAGUGUAUCCAGCGUCUUUAUCUUUGAAUAAUCAAGAGUUAUUAUAAAAAAAAACACAAUAAAAAUCAAAUAAAAAGCCCACUACAAAUAUAGGUAUUAUGCACUGACUGCUUGUAUUUUUCCAUACUCAAGUAAAAUUAAAAAUUUGCUCAUUCAAGUUGCAGACUUUCUUGAAACUUGGAAACACUUUUGUUAUCAACAAAUUAUAAUUACAUUCUAUUUAUAAUCGAUAUUAGUGUAAUAGUUAUACUGAUUUCGGUAACAAUGCUAAAAUUAGUUUGACAUUCCUACAAGCUACUGAUUCUUAGCUCAUUUACAGCCAUAAUAAGGAAAUUUGAACAGCUACGAAUCUAAUACAAUCCAACUACACAAAUAUACUCGUCCAGUAUAAAACUGAAUUCAUCCAUUACACAUACUGUACCUAUUUUCAUGAUAAAUCAUUUAUUUUGCAACAUACAUUAUCUUAUACAAUUUUUAUCAUUUGGUUGAUCUUGCUUUCAUGAUUUAUAAUUAUUGAUUUUGUGAUAAUUUUUAUUGUUGCAGAUAGAAUGCUUUAGAUUUAUUUAACAGUGUAAAGCAACUAUUAUCUCGUACUAGAUUUUCCUGAUAAGAAGUUUUGAAAUUAUAAAAGAUAUUACUUAUAACUGGCAAUCAAAAUAUUCAAUCUCUCUAGAAUAGCAAGAUCGGUAGCCUUCUAUAGAUUCAAUUUGUAAAUCUAUAAAGAAUAUAAUCCAAUCACAGAUAUCCUUCUGUUCUUAGAUGGCUUUACCUAAUGCAAUUCUUAUUAUAUCUUUCAUUACAAGAAAUUGUUAUCUCUAUGAAUAUUCAUUUUUGUUUAAUAACUUUGUGAAAAUCAAUAAAUUUUAAAAGGCUAUCAUCCAGUAUUUCCAGCCCAAAACUUAAUAUCUGCCACCGCACUUGAUUUGAUCUAUACAGUUAAUAUUAUGAAUAAAACGUUCCAAUAGAAUGAUCACUACUACAUAGAUGCAUACAUGCAAAUACCACAUAGGCUACCUUGAAACAGUAUUGUUGAAUAAUGAAUAAUCAAUAAGGCAAUACGGUGAAUACUGUAGUUGUAGUUAGUUAUAAUAUCGAAGGAUCUGAAUAUUGAUUAUUAUAAUCUUUUGAUUUGUGAAAAUACUUUCUACAUUUUAUAUUAGUAGCCUAGUGCCAAUCUGGACUUGAGAACAGAUCUCAUGUAUGUACUUACAGUUUUUGUAUUUUUAUUAUUUGAAUAAAAAUGAAUAAGAACGAUA